Messenger RNA from Lachancea nothofagi CBS 11611, 1761 nucleotides. Lineage: Eukaryota; Fungi; Ascomycota; Saccharomycetes; Saccharomycetales; Saccharomycetaceae. The record is from the annotation of a GenBank genome assembly.
AUGGGUUGGAAAGACAUUGGGUCUUUACUCUCUUUGAAGAUGCUAGAUUCAAGACUGGAUCCAGGUUCAGACGCCAAACGGAUACAGAAAGCGAGUAUGGGGGCUACAAAGAGUCGGUGGAAUACGCUCGAGUUCAAGAUCUACUACACGGUGUUUGCCAUUGCAGUUCCUCUGAUGCUGAGAGCUGUGAUCUCCGCCACAAACGAGCAUAGUCCUAAUUUUCCAAGAUUCGAACCACUACUAAGCCAAGGGUGGAUUUGGGGUCGCAAAGUCGACAAUAGCGACUCGCAAUACAGAUUCUUUCGCAACAACUUACCACUACUAACGGGUCUCGUACUCUUGCACACGGGCUUAAAAAAGGUUGUUCUGCGGGUCUUGCAUUGUCAAAGAACGCAGUUCGACCUUGUAUUCGGAGUAUUUUUCCUGUUCGCAGCUCAUGGCGUAAAUGCUUUUCGAGUGACAGUACACUUGCUCAUAAACUACAUCAUUGCCAAAAGUUUCCGCAAGAAGCCUAGGCUCGCCAUCUUCUUGACCUGGGUCUAUGGGAUCGGUUCUUUAUUUAUUAAUAACAGCUAUCGCCAAUAUCCAUUUGGAAAUGUUGUUUCCGUGUUGGAGCCUUUGGACUCAUCCUUUAAAGGCCUUAUCGAGCGCUGGGAUGUUUUCUACAAUUUCACUUUGUUAAGAAUGCUGAGCUUUAAUAUGGAUUUCCUCGAGAAGUGGAGGGAAGUCACCACAGGUAAGAAAAGCAUGUCACCUACUCCCACACCACCAUCAAUGAAACCUGAGCUCAAGAGGUCCGCAUCAUCUGCCACCACUUUGGAAACCAUUUGCGAAAAUGGAACCAAAAAUGUGCUACAAGAGCGCGCCAGGUUGUAUGCUCCUCACCAUAUUCAAGACUAUUCUUUUUCCCACUACAUUGCAUACAUCACAUAUACGCCGUUGUUCAUUGCGGGCCCUAUCAUUACCUUUAAUGAUUAUUUAUACCAAUCGCAGCACACCUUGCCUUCUAUCAACCGGAAGGGAAUCAUGGGGUAUGCUUUGAGAUUCGCCAUAUGCGUUCUAACCAUGGAAGUUGUGUUGCAUUACAUUUAUGCAGUUGCGGUUUCCAAGACUAAAGCAUGGCAAGGCGAUACGCCUUUUCAAAUUUCCAUGAUUGGUUUGUUUAAUUUGAACAUUAUAUGGUUGAAGCUACUCAUCCCGUGGCGACUAUUUAGAUUGUGGGCUUUAAUGGAUGGAAUUGAUCCACCGGAAAAUAUGCUUCGGUGUGUGAAUAACAAUUACAGUACAUUAGGAUUCUGGAGGGCGUGGCACAGUUCUUACAACAAAUGGGUUGUGCGCUACAUUUACAUUCCCUUGGGCGGUUCAAAAAGUCGCAUUUUGACCUCCUUGGCGGUUUUUUCUUUCGUGGCUAUUUGGCACGACAUAGAAUUGAGACUCUUAUUAUGGGGGUGGCUCAUAGUGUUGGUCUUGCUACCAGAAGUCUUUGCUCAGAAAUUCUUUGCAGCAUACCAAAAGAGACCGUGGUUUAGAUUUUUGUGCUCAGUAGGUGCCGUCUUCAAUAUUUGGACGAUGAUGAUUGCGAAUUUAUUUGGCUUUUGUUUGGGUUACGAUGGUACUGUUUAUCUAGUGAAGGGGAUCUUCUUAACGUGGGCAGGUAUUAAGUUCCUAGUGUUUGCUAAUAUAGCUCUGUUUGUCGGCACUCAAGUCAUGUUCGAGCAAAGAGAGGGCGAAAAACGCAAAGGUAUAAACGUGAAAUGUUAG